Messenger RNA from Trichomonas vaginalis G3, 1176 nucleotides. RefSeq lists its product as uncharacterized. The record is from RefSeq and is a predicted model, not a curated record. The coding region runs from base 1 to 1176 and encodes 391 amino acids. NCBI's taxonomy places the organism in Eukaryota, Parabasalia, Trichomonadida, Trichomonadidae. The transcript has a single exon.
AUGACUCUUCAAAGCGCAUUAGAGCAAAUUGAAGAGCAAUUAGAGAUCAACGAACGAAUAGAGAAGGAAAUAGCCCAAAAGAGGAUAGAAUUUGCAGAAGAGAAAGCAAAGAUUUCUCUCACUGAAAUGAAUUUUGAUGAUAGCGAAAUAUUCAAUCAAUUAGACGCCGAAUAUAAGGAUCUAUAUAACGAACUUUCAAAUAAAACAAAGAGCUUGGAGUCUGAAUAUCGAAAUCACGAAGAAGAAAUAAAUAAAAUCGUUGAGUCACUGAAAUUCCUAUACGACAAUCAAUCAAAGAUUAACAUAGAUUAUUCACGAUCAAUUACCGAUUCCAAAUUAUCAAAAUGCUCAAAUGAAAGAGAUGAAAAAUAUGCCAAACUUCUGGAAGAUCAAAUAAGUGAUCUUGACGUUAUUAUACGCCAAGUGAAAUCACAAAUUAAACAAACCGACAAAGAACUCGGUCAUCAAACGGAAAUAAGCAAUUUAAUUCAAGAAAGAGGCGGAGGAGCUCUCGAAACAGUUAAUGAAAUCAAAUCACUCGAAUCUGAUGUUAGGAAAAUUACAAACAGUUUGGAUGACGGAAAUAACGAAAUUAUGAAUAUUCAAGAAAUUAUGGCAAAUGAUGAGGAUGAAUACGCAGCACAAAUGGAAAAAAUAGAAUCUUUAUACGGAUAUCAAAAAAUCCACAGUGCAAUGCGUGGAAUUUUGCAACAAUACAACCAAUCUAUUUCAGAGAAUCAGGAAUUCUUAAUGAAGCUAGACCGAAACAUUUCUAACUCUGAAAAUAGAUAUAAGGUGCUUUCAAAGCUUCCAAAAAACAAUAAUUUGCCAAAUGAAGAAAUUGAAAUGGAAACUGAUCAGCUAAUUAAGAAUCUUAAGUUACUUCAGAAAAGAGAAUCCAACAGGAUUAAAUAUUCAAAGGCAGAAAUGGAAGAAUUAACCGAAUUAAUCCAAAAAAGUGAAAAGAAGGUCGAGCAGCUGAAAUACAGUCUCAGCAUUGCACAGCAGCUUCUAAAAGCAGAGAAUAGGGAUAUGAAGAACGUAGUAAGCAAACAAAAAGAAUCAAAUUUCGACAGGGAAACGGAAACACUCGCCAGUAUUAUAGAUUACCGUCUGAAGACCCCUCAGCGCGCUUCGCCAAAGAAGAGUUUAAUUCCAAGAAGAACACCAAAAUAA